AUGUCGACCAUUCCCCAAGGCCGUCGGUCGCAUCGCAAGUCACGAGCUGGAUGCAUGCAAUGUAAAAGGCGGAAAGUCAAGUGUGAUGAGACCCAGCCACAUUGUCGCAACUGUCACAGACAUGGAGUGGUCUGCUCCUUUGCCGGUCCCAUGACGGCGCUGUCUACGUCUCCAGCGGACCUGGCAGAAUCGCCCAGAUCAAUCAUAUCUGGCCCAGAGAGUGCAGGCUCAGGAGCAGCUUCCAGUACAGCUCAAAUCCCUUCAACUGAACCAAGUCGACCAAUGAUCAAUACAUUCCCUUCGGCCUUGGCUGUCUUCGACUUGGAGCUUCUACACCACUACACGACAUCAACCUGCUACACACUCUCUCGAAGCCCAGUACUGCAAACAAUCUGGCGAGACCAGGCACCACAAAUUGGAUUUGAAGUGCCACCAGUACUAAAUGCAAUUCUCGCCCUCUCCGCCCUCCAUCUAAGCCAUGUAGACGAAUCCAGACGCGAUAGCUGCAUAGCACUCGCACAGAUGCACCACAACAACGCCGUGAAAGAGAUGGUUCCACAAGUAUCAGCUAUGGCCCAGGAGAACGGCGAGGCUCUCUUCAUGUUCACAUCCCUGACCUGCAUGUUCUCUUGCGCAAAACCAUCCCAAGCAGGCGAUUUCCUAGUUCUCUUCGAAAGAGGCACGCUAUCUGAAUGGGCUCGUCUCUUCCGAGGCACAACGGCGGUCAUAGAUAGCGGUGGUGAAAGUCUUCGUAAUGGAAGACUGGCACCUAUCUUCCUAAACGGCUCGUAUCUGGCAAAUGCUCAUCGUGCACCGGAGGCGCUUGAGCUGGGCAGACCUCACAUCUGGGAACUGCAAGAAAUGAUGCGAAAGGAUUGCUCUUUAAAUCCACCCGUUCGGGACAUCUAUCAGGGGGCAUUAGAUGAGUUAGCGCGGACCUUGGGCAUUGCCUUGAAGCCUGGUGUUGCCCGGAGGCUUGAAACCGCCGAUGUUUUCCGGUGGCUUCUAGCUGUUUCGGAUGAUUAUCUGGAUCUACUACGACAGGAGAAACCGAUUGCUCUCAUUAUAUUUGCAUACUGGUGCACCUGCAUUCGUCAGAUUGAGUGGAUGUGGUGGAUGGAGGGUCUCAGCCAGCGCUUAAUGUCGCAGCUGUUGAAUGUGAUGGACCCCAAAUAUCGAGAGUGGCUUUGGUGGCCUCAGGAUACUAUUGAUGGCAGCCUUACUGCUACGCCUUCAUAG
Penicillium nucicola is the source of this 1239-nucleotide messenger RNA. Its product is annotated as Zn(II)2Cys6 transcription factor domain-containing protein. Bases 1 to 1239 code for a protein of 412 amino acids. The transcript is spliced from 2 exons. The record is from RefSeq and is a predicted model, not a curated record. Lineage: Eukaryota; Fungi; Ascomycota; Eurotiomycetes; Eurotiales; Aspergillaceae. Gene Ontology annotation, biological process: regulation of transcription by RNA polymerase II. Gene Ontology annotation, molecular function: zinc ion binding; DNA-binding transcription activator activity, RNA polymerase II-specific.